AUGCGAGUCCAUAUUUCACUACAGCUCUUGGGGUUCCUUGUCCUCGCGAAUGCUGUCGAUAUCAGUGCCAACGAUAGCCGUCAAGGAGGACGACUGCACACGCUUCGGCGAACAAAAGGAAAGACUGACGAGCUCACUCCUGAUGAGAACAUCGAGGUGGCCACCGACGUACCCAGCUCAUCAAAAACGAAAGGCAAGGGAUCUAAAUCCGACAAGGGCCGUGACCGCUCCGAUUACCCGUCGUUGGCACCCGUCGCUCAGCCAAACAGCUUGCCGGUCACUGUGCCAGGCGACAUGCCCAGCUCCAGUCCUUCGCCAUCAAGUCCAGGCAACGUGCCUUCUGCGACUUUGUCCGACGUUCCGAGUUCGUCAUGGACGUCCGCUACCCCAAGCGCCGUACGCGCUCCGUCUAUUUCGGGUGCUCCGAGUAUCAUUCUUUCCGCUGUUGAAAGUAACAUUCCAAGCACCAUUCUUUCCAUGCUUGAUUCCGACGCUCCAAGUACCCUUCUUUCCACGUUCGAUUCUGAAGCGCCGAGCGAUGUACCGAGUGACGUGCCCUCAGCUGUUCCGACAGAAGGUGUGGACCCCAUACGAAGAAGUGAGGGCAAACCCGGUCGCGCGGAGAAAAACGAAAAUUCGCCUUCCCUUCACGGCCAAGUUUACAGUUAA
Molecule: messenger RNA, 669 nt
Organism: Phaeodactylum tricornutum CCAP 1055/1
Lineage: Eukaryota; Bacillariophyta; Bacillariophyceae; Surirellales; Neidiaceae
Exons: 2
Coding region: 1-669 (222 amino acids)
Source: RefSeq, a predicted model, not a curated record